Messenger RNA from Pseudovirgaria hyperparasitica, 1572 nucleotides. RefSeq names its product flavonoid 3',5'-hydroxylase. Gene Ontology annotation, molecular function: monooxygenase activity; oxidoreductase activity, acting on paired donors, with incorporation or reduction of molecular oxygen; iron ion binding. The transcript has 3 exons. The record is from RefSeq and is a predicted model, not a curated record. The coding region runs from base 1 to 1572 and encodes 523 amino acids. NCBI's taxonomy places the organism in Eukaryota, Fungi, Ascomycota, Dothideomycetes, Acrospermales, Acrospermaceae.
AUGGCUCUCAUUCAGCAGCUUUCCGCAAGCAAUGCGUGGCAAGUCCUAACACUCCAAAAUGUGCUCCUUGUGUUGUUCCUGCUGUUACUCCUUUCAGUCGCCUAUCAGGUCGUAUACAAUCGCUUCUUCCACCCCCUUUCCAAGUUCCCCGGGCCGUACUGGGCCAGUGUGACAAGACUCUAUACUGUCUAUCAUAGUAUCGUCGGUGAUGCCCACCUGAACGAGUAUGAAGCGGUCAAGAAAUAUGGUCCGGUGGUCCGCAUGUCGCCAUCACUCCUGCUCAUCCGUGACGCUACUAUGCUCCCCGAGGUGUACCACCGAUACGCAAACAGAUCGCCAUUUUACCUGAAGAACAUGCUUGGAAAGGGGGAGUCGAUCCUGACGACGCGCGAUUGGCGCCAACACGCUCAACUACGCAGAGUCGCUGGCGGGGCCUAUGCCUUCUCAAACAUCAAAAAGAUGGAGCCCAUCUUCGACGCCAACAUCUCACGCUGGACGAAGAAAAUGCACACUGACUUUGCCGUCACCGGGCGCGAAUUUGACUUCGCCCCCUGGGCAGCAUACAUGACCAACGAUGUCCUCUCCGACGUCGGCUUCGGCGGCUCCUUCGGCUUCGUGUCCCAGGGCAAAGACAUCGAGAACCUGAUCACCGACUUCCGCGCCGGCCUCACCCCCUUCGGAAUCAUGUCCAGCCUCUACCCGCUAACCAACUGGCUCCGCAGCACCCGGAUCGGCGAACGCUUCCUAAUCGCCUCCCCAAACGACAGCGGCGGCUGGGGCAGAGUGAUGCACUUCCGCGACCAGCUCAUCGCCGCCCGCAGACGCGACAUGGCAGCCUCCAAACCCCGCGCCCAAACCGACCUCCUCCAAAUCUUCCUCGACGCCCGCGACGACGCCGGCAACCCGCUCGCCGAGGAGCAAAUCAAGGCAGACCUCCUGCUCAUCCUCCUCGCCGGCGCCGACACCACCGGCACAGCAAUCUGCUCCAUCCUCGACUUCCUCACCUCCUCCCCCGCCAUCUACGCCAAACUCGUCGCCGAAAUCGCACAGGCGGAGCAGCUCCACGCCGGCUUCGCAGCUGAAGUCCCCUCCUUCGACGAAGUCACCACCAAAUGCCCCUAUUUCGUCGCCUGCGUGAAGGAGAGUCUGCGGCUGCGGCCCUCGGCGCCAUCGAUCUUCCCGCGCGUCACACGCGAGGGCGGGCUCAUGGUCGGCGACAUACAUAUCCCCGCGGGCACGGAAGUGAGUUGCCAAGCAUGGAUCUCGAACCGGGACCCGGAGGUGUACGGCGCGGACGCAGAUACGUAUAAGCCGGAGCGGUGGCUGGAGGGGGAGGAGAAGACGCGGGUGUACGAGAGGUAUCUGCAGACGUUUGGGUACAAUACCAGGAGUUGUCUGGGCAAGGAUAUCGCGCUGAUGGAGCUGUAUAAGGGGCUUUUGCAGUUCUUCCGGAUGUUUGACGUUGAGAAGAUCAGGUCUCAUGGCCCGCCGGAGUUUCGGAAUAUGGGGGGUGUUAUGGUGUGGAGCAAUAUAUGGCUCAAGAUUUCCCCGCGACACACUGUGCAGCUUUAG